AUGGCUCAAAAUAAACAGCGACAGCAGAAGGAGAAGAAGGAAUGCUGGUCCAAUAAGCCUCAAGCAUGCCUUUCUCUCUUGUCUAGUCAUCAUUCUUCUCCUUUUAACGUGAAGGCUGCUGUUGUUGUGUUUAGGAACUCACGCUUGUCAAGACCAGGGAAGCUCACCACUCUCCAGCUCUAUAGUAGUAGCCAAAUUGAUCAAAACACAGGAAGAGGCAAGCUUAGUGAAGAGAGAAAUCUCAAGGAAGGAAAGAAUACAAAGCAUGGAAGUAUACCUACUAUCACUUAUCGUGUGAGUUUUAGCCUAUGUGAAGACUUUGGAGUGCUGGGAGCCAUUCAAGUGAAGAACGGUGAUCGAAAUGAGUUCUUCCUCCACUCAGUGACUGUCAUGUUCAUCGAUGAUCUUGGUAACUGGUCCCAUAAAGCCCAGUUUGACUGUCGGUCUUGGGUCUACCCGGUGAGGCUAACCAAUGUUGGUCGCCUCUUCUUUUCCAUAACAAGCUACUUGCCGAGGCAGACGCCAGAAGCAUUACAGAAGCUACGACAGGAAGAGCUUGUGUGCUUAAGAGGAAAUGGAAGGGGAGAGAGAAAGGAGUGGGAGAGAAUAUAUGACUAUGCUUACUACAAUGAUUUAGGUGAUCCAAGCAAAGGCAUAGCGCAUGAACGACCUGUUCUUGGAGGAUCAAAAUCCUAUCCUUAUCCUCGUCGGAUUAGAACUGGCCGCCCUCUUAGUGACAAAGAUCAUCAAACAGAAGAAAGACAAAAGAUCAUAAACUUAGACUUCUAUGUUCCACCAGACGAGCGAUUUAGUCCAACAAAGCUCUCCGAGUUCAUUUCCAGCUCUAUCCAAGCAGUAAUUCACUUCGUGCUUCCAGAGCUCACGUCUUUAUUGAAAGGAUCAAAUAUCAUUAACUUUGAAUCUUUUGAUCAAAUCUCGAAAGACCUUUACACUAGAAGGAAUGUUCAAAGUCGACAAGCAAAUAUUGAGCGCAUCGUUCUCGAAAAGUUGAAGGAGUUUUUGCCAGAGGAUAUAUUCAAGGAAGUCAUCAAAAUUGCUAAGAAUACUACCACCAUCAAGUUUCCAAUUCCACAAGUUAUAGAAGUUGAUCAGUUUGCAUGGAAGACUGAUGAGGAAUUUGCACGAGAAAUGCUUGCAGGGCUUAAUCCAGUGGUAAUUAAACGAUUAGAGUCUUUUCCUCCUGUUGGCAAAGAUGGAAGGCAAAGCUCUAUAUUACCUACUCACAUACAAAAUAAUCUUGAUGGUCUAACCAUCAACCAGGCCAUGGAUCAAAAGAGGAUUUUCAUCUUAGAUCACCAUGAUUACUUGAUGCCUUACUUGAGGAGGAUUAAUAUGCAAGGAGAAUGCAUAUAUGCUUCACGCACCCUUCUAUUAAGAAGAGAUAAUGGCACACUUAAGCCUCUGGUUAUUGAGCUAAGCUCGCCUGAAGAAGAAGGAAUUGGCCUAAAUAAUAGCAGAGUCUUCCUUCCUGCAACUAAUGGCAUCGAUGGUGCAUUAUGGCAACUCGCUAAAACUCACGUCUCCAUUAAUGAUUCUGGAUAUCAUCAACUUAUUAGCCACUGGUUACACACACAUGCUGUUGUUGAGCCAUUUAUAAUUGCAACAAGAAGACAGCUGAGUACAAUGCAUCCUAUUCACAAGCUUCUUGACCCACAUUUCAAGGAUACAAUGCAUAUAAAUUCACUGGCUCGGAGCAUACUUUUGAACGCCGGUGGGAUAUUGGAGAAGACAAUGUUCCCUGCAAAAUUCUCCAUGGAAUUGUCUUCCACCAUCUAUGAGGACUGGAGAUUUGAAGACCAACAACUUCCCUUUGAUCUUCUCAAGAGGGGAAUGGCGGUGUACAACCCUAGCCACCGCGCUGGCAUACAACUCCUUAUAGAAGACUACCCUUACGCCACCGACGGCCUUGACGUUUGGUUCGCAAUUAAUUCCUGGGUCACUGCCUUUUGUUCCCAUUUCUAUGCUUCCGACGCCGAUGUGGUUGAUGACAUCGAGCUCCGAUCCUGGUGGUCUGAAAUCCGGCUCAUCGGCCAUGGCGACCUCCCGAUCGGCUCACUUCGCCCAAACCUCGACUCCCUUCCCGCCCUCAUUCUCUCCCUCACAACUCUAAUCUGGAUCGCUUCUGCCCUCCAUGCCGCUGUCAACUUUGGCCAGUAUGCCUAUGCCGGAUUCCCACCGGCCCGCCCCACCCGCUCGCGCCGGUUCAUUCCUGUCGAAGGCUCGCUCGAGUUCGCCAACCUAGUUCACGACCCAGAUCAAUUUUUCAUGGAAACGAUACCGGACCGGUUCACAGCCACGCUCGGUGUGGCACUCGUUGAGGUACUUUCACGGCAUGCCAGGGAAGAGGUAUAUCUUGGCCGACGAGCGGCGGAGGAAUGGACUGAUGACGUUGAGGUGGUGAGGCUAUUUGCGGAGUUUGGGGAGGAGCUAAGGAAGGUGGAGAAGAGAAUAGAGGAGAGGAAUGGGGAUUUGAGGUUGCUGAACCGGCGUGGACCAAUCGGGUUGGCUUACACUUUAAUGUAUCCGGAUAUAGGCAACGAUGGUUCAAAGGAGAAGGGGAUUACUAGUAAGGGGAUACCGAAUAGUGUAUCUAUAUGACCGCUUAGAUUUAUUUGGACAAUUAUUGUGUUGGUAAUUAAAGUGAUUUAUAAUUUAUGUGUGUUAGCAAUUAAA
Dendrobium catenatum is the source of this 2694-nucleotide messenger RNA. Its product is annotated as linoleate 9S-lipoxygenase 6. The record is from RefSeq and is a predicted model, not a curated record. The transcript is spliced from 9 exons. Gene Ontology annotation, biological process: lipid oxidation. The coding region runs from base 1 to 2619 and encodes 872 amino acids. Gene Ontology annotation, molecular function: metal ion binding; oxidoreductase activity, acting on single donors with incorporation of molecular oxygen, incorporation of two atoms of oxygen; protein binding. NCBI's taxonomy places the organism in Eukaryota, Viridiplantae, Streptophyta, Magnoliopsida, Asparagales, Orchidaceae.